This is a messenger RNA of Mesocestoides corti, 330 nucleotides long. Lineage: Eukaryota; Metazoa; Platyhelminthes; Cestoda; Cyclophyllidea; Mesocestoididae. The record is from the annotation of a GenBank genome assembly.
AUGCUGGAUUAUCGGUCGCAAGAAGAUGAUGUCGACGACAAAUCGUUAUGCAUAUCUCCGUCAAGGAUGCGUACAAUGAUGAAAAGCUCACCGGAUGUUGACUGCGUCAGCACUGAAUCAGUUAUUUGUUUAAUUAAAGCAACGGACUUAUUUAUUAGAGAAUUGGUUUUACUAUCAAAAGCUGAGAACACUAACGAAAUUACAUAUCAUCAGCUUUCGCGACUUCAGACGAGCUUCUCUCGAUACUCAUUCCUGUCUGACAUACUACCUCGCAAAAUUACUGCCAAGGAGUGGAAUGACAAAUACAAGAAACUGUUCCUGUCUUCCUAG